CCAGAGUCUGUCAUGUCUCAUUCAGGCAUGUCUCCGCCUGUACUGGUACAGAUGUCUGGCGUUUUCAGUAAUGGACUCUCCUCCUCUAUUACCCGCCGGCUACAAAGUUACUCUAAUGCCGCAGCUGAACUCAGCGUGAAACCUGCAUAUCAGUGUGACCUUUUGGUGCAGGGAACAAAAGAAGAGAUGAACGCACAGAAUGCCGGCUCCACAGGUCACGACGGUGAAGGUGAAUUUGAGAAACCCGAGCUCGGGAGGGGGGAUGAAAAUGAUGCCAAGUGGAAGAUACUGAAAAAUAAUAUCCUCGAGCCAGAGGAGCCGGGGCAGGCUGAUUUCCAGAAUCCUGGCGAGAAGAAGCACGACAAGCCCGGACUUUGGGGCAGAGCUGUGGCUGAAUCUCCCAUCUCCUCUCUGGAGAACCUGACUCCAGGACAGGUGGAUCAAGUCCAGCACCAGGGCAGCCUGCUCUCCUUCCUCAGAUCCCAGGGGAACCUGAGCAGCACACCUGCCAACGCACACAAAGCCAUUCUGGACGAUGGGGGGAACAUGGAGAAAGAUGGUGCAUCAGUGAUGUUGCCGUGUUCCCAGAUCUCAGCAAUAACUUUGCUCGGAAGCCAUUCCAGUGCAGGUACUGCCCCUACAGCGCCUCCCAGAAGGGCAACCUAAAGACCCACGUCCUCUGUGUCCACCGCAAGCCGUUUGACAACAGCCUUUACCCCGACCGCCGACUCCGGCGCUCGCACACCUCCCAGAGGCCCUCCAGAUUGCCUCAGAGCAUCACAGGAGAUAAUCUUGCGCCCGGAAGAGACCAGCUCGGCAUGACAUCACUCUGUGGGACUUGAUGUUGUCAUGGCAACAGCAAAUACAGACAGUUAUGAUUAUUGUUUUAGCUUCACCCCGAAGGGGUUAGGAUGAUUGAAAUUGUUAAAAAAAAAAAAGAGUUAACAACCAACCUUGAUGUACAUUCCAGUGUUUACUUGAAGAUCCACAGUAUGUAUUUAUCUGUAGCAAAGAAGCUGCCUAUAAUAAUAAUAAAGUCC
Molecule: messenger RNA, 1040 nt
Organism: Anoplopoma fimbria (sablefish)
Lineage: Eukaryota; Metazoa; Chordata; Actinopteri; Perciformes; Anoplopomatidae
Exons: 3
Coding region: 13-666 (217 amino acids)
Source: RefSeq, a predicted model, not a curated record